AUGGAGGACAUAUCACCAGCAGUUGCUCUGACUCUGAGUUUAGCCAACACGAUGUGUGAAUCUGGAAUCUCAUCGACUUUGGAUAUAACCGAGCUGGAGAAUGUGACUGAUGCAGUUGACAUGUUCGGCGAUCAGAAGAAUCAAAUUUAUAGCAAUGGAGUGGUUGAACAUAUGAUGGAAGAUGUUUCAGAAGAACCGGAAGAGAAAACUUUAUCCGAAGCGACAAGCUUGUCAUCUGCUAGCGAUUUUGGCGCAACUGUCCAAGAAUCCGAAGAAGAUGAGGUAUUAGUAUCUGACGCGACUAUCAUAAGCGAGGGCUUGAUACUUGUGGACGCUAGGUCUGAAAUAAGCUUGCCAGAUACAGCUGAAAUAGAUAGUGGGAGAGUUCUUGCUACGGCGAUUAUCCUAAACGAGACAACCAUAGAUCAAGUUCCCGCAGCAGAGGUCCUUAUUACGAGUCUGAAUCACGAUGUGGAUAUGGAGGUGGCAGCUUCAGAGGUUGUCAUUAGGUUGCCUCAACAAAAUCACAAUGUAGCAAGAGGAAGCAGGAGUGUCUACGAACUAGAUUGUAUACCUCUUUGGGGCACUGUUUCAAUUUGCGGUGAAAGACCCGAAAUGGAGGAUGCUGUUAGAGCGUUACCUCAAUUUCUGAAAAUACCCAUUAAAAUGCUUAUGGGGGACCACGAAGGGAUGAGUCCAAGUCUCACACACCUCACUAGUCACUUCUUCGGUGUAUACGAUGGCCACGGAGGCGCUCAGGUUGCUGACUAUUGUCAUGAUAGAAUGCAUUCUGCAUUGGCUGAAGAAAUCGAAUGGAUUAAAGAAGAGUUGUGCGAGAGGAACACUGGUGAGGGUAGGCAGGUCCAGUGGGAGAAAGUCUUUGCCGAUUGUUACCUCAAGGUCGAUGCUGAAGUUAAAGGGAAAAUCAACAGACCUGUUGUUGGUUCUUCUGAUAAGGUGGUUCUUGAGGCUGUUUCCCCUGAGACCGUUGGAUCAACGGCUGUGGUUGCUUUGGUUUGCUCGUCGCAUAUAAUAGUCUCAAACUGUGGUGAUUCAAGAGCCGUUCUACUCCGUGGCAAAGAAUCCAUGCCUUUAUCAGUUGAUCACAAACCAGAUAGAGAGGAUGAGUAUGCAAGAAUAGAGAGAGCUGGAGGAAAAGUUAUACAAUGGCAAGGCGCUCGAGUUUCUGGUGUUCUCGCCAUGUCCAGGUCCAUCGGCGACGAAUAUCUGGAGCCAUAUGUAAUACCAGAUCCCGAAGUGACGUUUAUGCCACGAGCAAGAGAAGACGAGUGUCUUAUAUUGGCCAGUGAUGGGCUUUGGGACGUAAUGAGUAACCAAGAUGCUUGCGAGUUUGCAAGGAAACGGAUCUUAUGGUGGCACAAGAAGAAUGGAGCGUUGCCUUUAGCUGAAAGAGGUGUAGGGGAAGACCCCGCGUGCCAAGCCGCGGCUGAUUAUCUCUCAAAAGUCGCUCUUCAAAAGGGAAGCAAAGACAAUAUCUCCAUCAUAGUGGUCGACUUGAAAGCUCAAAGAAAGUUUAAGACCAGAUCUUGA
This is a messenger RNA of Thlaspi arvense, 1551 nucleotides long. The record is from the annotation of a GenBank genome assembly. NCBI's taxonomy places the organism in Eukaryota, Viridiplantae, Streptophyta, Magnoliopsida, Brassicales, Brassicaceae.